This is a messenger RNA of Drosophila pseudoobscura, 3031 nucleotides long. It is a transcript of the gene SCAR, whose product is annotated as wiskott-Aldrich syndrome protein family member 3 SCAR. The transcript has 7 exons. The record is from RefSeq and is a predicted model, not a curated record. Lineage: Eukaryota; Metazoa; Arthropoda; Insecta; Diptera; Drosophilidae. Gene Ontology annotation, molecular function: Arp2/3 complex binding; protein kinase A regulatory subunit binding; actin binding. The coding region runs from base 283 to 2319 and encodes 678 amino acids. Gene Ontology annotation, cellular component: cytoskeleton; SCAR complex. Gene Ontology annotation, biological process: positive regulation of Arp2/3 complex-mediated actin nucleation; actin cytoskeleton organization.
AAGCAUCGAUAGUCUAUCGAUUGCUUACAAUCAAGUGCACACCACUACUAUAAAGGUGUGGAAAAAUAAAUUCCACAAAAAGAGCAAAUAUUUAUGAAUUUAAUUUGUAUUUAUUAAGCAGUUCUUGAAAAUUAAAUUUAAAUACUAAUUUCAUCCGAAUCAAAAGUGGCUGUUUGAUGUUUUUUUUUGGGAGUAGCGCUGAACGAAAAGAGUGACGGGCGUCAAUGUGGACGCGUUAAAACCCGGUUGUGAUUAGUUGGAGAUUUUCAUUACUUACCGAGGAUGCCUCUGCCAAAGCGAUCUAUUGAGCCCGUUCAUGUGGCACGAUCCGUGUACCAACAAGAUGAGCUGCAGUCGGUAGAGCUGGAGACGGUAACAAACACCACACUCACGAAUAUCAUACGGCAGCUGUCAUCGCUGUCGAAGCACGCCGAAGAUGUUUUUGGCGAGCUGGCCCGAGAUGUGGGAAGUAUUGGCGAUCGUGCGAAUUCUCUCCAGGCACGCAUCGAUCGGCUGGCAAUUAAGGUUACCCAGCUGGACAGCACCGUGGAAGAGGUGCCACUCACCGAUAUUACAAGGAAGAAGGCCUUCAAGUCGGCAAAGAUAUUUGAUCAGCAAAUCUUCUCACGAGCUACAAUGCCUGCCCCAAUGCUGGAGACAUACGCCCAGUGCGACAAGCCACCACCGCUGGACAAGCUGAACGUCUAUCGAGACGAUGGAAAGGAUGGCCUCAAAUUCUACACUGAUCCGAACUAUUUCUUUGAGCUAUGGCGACAGGAAAUGCUGAAGGACACGGAGCGCGUCAUGCACGAUAAAGGGAAGAAACUUAACCGGCCACGGCCAGACGGUGGCAGCGGCGGGGCCGCCGGUCGUGGCAAUAAAAAACAAAAGACAAAAAUUAGAGCACCGCAUAAUACUCGGGAGAAGCAGCGACAGCUCGUCCUGGGCCACGGCGAGACGUUGAUGCCCAACAACGUUAUUUAUCGCACUCCAAAUUCAAUGGUCAACGAGGAAGCCGGAUAUGGAACUCAGCUAGUCAAAAUAAUAACCACAGCGCAAGGCGCCGACAUCGAUUUGCGGCACCAGGUUGUGUCGCAUUUGCCCGAUAUCGAUAGGGAUAAUGUCCAAGACGUAGAUUCAGUAAAGCCAUAUAAUAUGCUCUCACAUUUGGAGAAAAACAGUAAUCUCACAAAGCAAACCGCCGUUGCAAUUACAGAUAUGGGUGUUUAUGACACGCGCCCACCGCGUCCAAACUCCAUUGAACUAAGACGCAGCUACCCAUCUGAGCACGUCGAUGGUAGCGGCUACGAGCAGCAUACCCCACAAGCGGCUGCCAAUCAAUACUCAACUUACGGCGGGAAUGGCUUGUCGGCCGCACCUCACAUGCAUAUGCAGCAUCAGCAACUAUACGAUUCCGGGCUUUAUCAGUCGCAUGCGUUAUACGGUCAAAGUGGACAGGGUGUUAUGUCCCCAGAACCAAUAUACGGGCCGGGAACGCCAUCUCGCAAUAAACCCCGACCUUCGCAGCCACCACCGGCACCACCUUCGAAUGGCAGUGGAGGCGGCACACCUACUGCCUCAAACGCAAAUACUCCGACGCGAGGUCGAAGUAUGUCGACAAGUCGUGACGCGUUGCCACCGCCGCCGCCAGUUCCAGAUGCAGUUUCACCAUUGUCAUCAAUGAACGGCGCCAACAAUAGCCAUAUGUCUGUUAAACUACUGGGGCGCACAAACAGUGCAUCGCGAGCUGGAUCUCCGCAGAUGGCUCCCAGCAACAGCGCCCAUAAUGCAAAUGACCUUGUUAUGGCGCAACUAAGUAAUACAUUUAACAGCAUUGGCAUGACAGGAAACCAACUGAACUCUCUUAGCGACUUACCUCCGCCACCACCAGUGCCCGAUCAGCACCUACCCAAACUGUCUUCACCAAAUACGGCACCACCACCGCCGCCACCACCACCACCUGUAGAUGAAGGCUUAGGCAGUCUCCAUACAAUGCGUCCACACCAAGUUCUACCCAAAACGCCUGCCAAUGGCGAAAUUCAGCAAGGGCUAAAUGGUGGGUCGCACAUUGUGAGUGCCAAAAAGUUACUGCCUCCAUUCCACGAUCCCCGCAACGAUUUAAUGAAAGCUAUUCGAGAUGGCAUCACUCUGCGUAAGGUGGAAAAGUCCGAGCAGAAGGAGAUCGAACGCAACACAGCACCACUUGAUGUGGCAUCGAUCUUGGCAAGACGUGUGGCGAUUGAGUUGUCCGAGUCUGAAGAUUCGGAUAGUGAAGACGACAGCGAAGGUUGGAUGGAGCCCAACGAAACAUCGGCUUGAUCCCUGAUAAAUUCAUUAAAUCCGGUCGUAAUAUUAAAGAAUAAGAAGAAGAAGUAAUUCCAAAGAGAAUUAAUCCAUACGUUGGUAUUUAGCAAGCGUGUUCUGCAAUUGGAUUACUUAGAAGCACCAAAGCUUUUCAACCACUCUUAUAUCAAAUAUUCCUAUUUCUACAUUACUAUAUACAUAUAUUUAUAAUCGAAAGCUAAUAGAUUGUAUAUACAAACAAGUAAUUAUAUUAUCGUUAAAUUUACCGAUAUAGCACUAAACAUUAGGCAUUUACGAGUAUGUAAAACUCGAUCGGGUGCGAAAUACGCUCCUGAAUAUUUCGAUGUGUCUAAAUAAUUAUUGUCUUUUGUAUUAUAGAACUUGGUGUUUGGAUAAUAAUUUAUAAAUAAUCGAUAUUAACACUAAACUCAAUCCUAUCCCUACCCGAAAAUCUGAAUAUCCGAAAAAAAGAAUUUUAAUGCAAUUAAUAUAACAUUAUUCACAUUAAAAGCUUACUAUGCUGUAUAUACGAAAAUAUGUAAAGAUAAAAAGCUUCGGCACUUGAUAACACAGAUAUAAAUUGUAUUAUCUACAUAUGUAUAAUUAAAGGAUUUGUAAUUGAUCACGUAUAAAUAAGCACCUAUGGAUGUGUGGUCAUAUAUUCAAACGUCUAUAACAUACAUGUAUUCUUUAAACAAAUAUAAAAUAAAGUAAUUAUUACCCAACA